GACUUGAGCCAGAACAGGAAGUUCUCUGAGAUAGACAACACAGAAAGCCGGUGUAGUUUUUUAACUGGAUUUCUGUAAGAAAGAAAGCCUCAUGGCCGCGGGAGGGAUGAAACUGUCGAGUUUAUGCUGUCUGCUCUUGUGUUUGAUAGCGACAGUGCUCGCAGGGAGAGAUUUCUACAAGAUCCUCGGAGUGAGUAAAUCAGCAUCUAUUAAAGAAAUCAAAAAAGCCUACAGAAAGCUGGCACUGCAGCUGCAUCCUGACCGAAACCAAGACGACCCCAAAGCCCAGGACAAAUUUGCAGAUCUUGGAGCUGCUUAUGAGGUGCUGUCAGAUGAGGAAAAGAGGAAACAGUAUGAUGCUUAUGGAGAAGAGGGACUGAAAGAAGGCCAUCACAGCUCACACGGUGAUAUCUUUUCUAGUUUCUUUGGAGACUUUGGGUUUAUGUUUGGUGGGAACAGACAACAACAAGACCGAAACAUUCCAAGAGGAAACGACAUUGUGCUGGAUCUUGAGGUUACACUGGAGGAAGUUUAUUCUGGAAAUUUUGUAGAGGUGGUUCGAAACAAACCUGUUGCCAAAGAGGCCCCAGGCAAAAGGAAAUGCAACUGUCGCCAGGAGAUGAGAACCACGCAGCUCGGGCCAGGCCGCUUCCAAAUGACCCAGGAAGUAGUCUGUGAUGAAUGCCCUAAUAUUAAACUUGUGAAUGAAGAGAGGACAUUAGAAGUGGAGAUCGAGCAGGGAGUGAGGGAUGAGAUGGAGUACCCCUUCAUUGGUGAAGGUGAACCCCAUAUUGACGGAGAACCUGGAGAUCUUCGCUUCCGCAUUAAAGUCUUAAAGCACCCGGUAUUUGAGCGCAGAGGCGAUGACCUGUACACAAAUGUAACAAUCACCCUGGCAGAGGCUCUGGUUGGCUUUGAAAUGUUUAUCAAACAUUUGGAUGGCCACCAGGUUCACAUUGUGAGGGAUAAAAUUACCAAGCCUGGAGCUCGAAUCUGGAAGAAGGGUGAAGGACUUCCCAACUUCGACAACAACAACAUCCGUGGAUCGCUUAUAAUAAGCUUUGACGUAGACUUCCCCAAGGAUCAGUUUAAUGAAGACGAGAAAGCUGAUAUUAAGAAGCUUUUGAAGCAGACGCCAUCUCAGAAGGUUUACAACGGUUUACAGGGAUACUGACACACCAGCCAACAAAACCAGGACUGAUUUCCCUGUCAAAUUCCAUACACCACGUAAACACACAAAAAAGAAGCAAGCAUGGAGGGUUUAUUUAUUUUCUCAGACUGUACUCAGGAUAGGUUGUCUGUACGUGUGUUUUUUGUUUUAUUUCUGAUUUGGGACACUUUUUUAAAAAACGUUUUCUUGAGGUAAGGUUAUGGAAAGCAGCAAGGAUUUUUUUUUUAUGAAACUCUCUUUUGUUUUGUUUUUUUCUCCCCUAUUUUUCCUUGUUUACAGCUUUUGUGAUUAUAGUUGCAAUGUUUGCAUUACAGUUUAAUAGUUUUUUCCCCUUUUCACCAGCUAUUACCCAAUCAUGAAUCAAUACUUUACUGGAACCGAACUGCCACAAGAAAAAACGUUAUAUCAGAGGACAUUUUACUUAAUUUUUAUUUAAUUUAUUUUUUUUUUUUAAAGAAAUACCUGCCUCUGUAUUGAAUGUUGUCAAGAUUUAAUAUUUCCUAAUUUUUCAGAAAGGGUUUAUAUGAAUGUGUUCUUUAUAUGUAGUUAUUUUGUUUAUCCUUGUACUUCCUUCUUGGAGAAUUUCCUGUUUUCCUUUAUUUGGGUCAUGAUUCUUAAUUGUAAAAUAUUUCCUCCACCUUUUUCUAUUUUUAACAUGUCAGACAUAACCUCCAUGACCUUGCCUAUGAUUAAAAGUUUUCAUCUGCUGCUAA
Messenger RNA from Silurus meridionalis, 1884 nucleotides. It is a transcript of the gene dnajb11, whose product is annotated as DnaJ heat shock protein family (Hsp40) member B11. NCBI's taxonomy places the organism in Eukaryota, Metazoa, Chordata, Actinopteri, Siluriformes, Siluridae. Gene Ontology annotation, molecular function: misfolded protein binding. The transcript is spliced from 10 exons. The coding region runs from base 92 to 1174 and encodes 360 amino acids. The record is from RefSeq and is a predicted model, not a curated record. Gene Ontology annotation, cellular component: endoplasmic reticulum. Gene Ontology annotation, biological process: protein maturation; protein folding.